Molecule: messenger RNA, 1264 nt
Organism: Fukomys damarensis (Damara mole-rat)
Lineage: Eukaryota; Metazoa; Chordata; Mammalia; Rodentia; Bathyergidae
Gene: Wdr53
Product: WD repeat domain 53
Exons: 3
Coding region: 180-1241 (353 amino acids)
Molecular function (GO): protein binding
Source: RefSeq, a predicted model, not a curated record
AUGCGGGUUGAGGGCACCAAGCAAGGGCGCACGCCCAGCUCGCUCGCGUUUCCGCUCGGCCUCCGGAUGUGACCGUUUGAGGGCGGUGCCUCGUUCCCCAAGCUUGCUGGGAUUGGACGCUGCUGGUGAGGUCAUCCCGAGGCGCCAAGGAGGCAACCGGGAAGCAGAGUCCCCUGACCAUGAUGGCAGUCAAGUGGACUGAUGGACAUUCUUCUCCCAUCCUCUGCCUGAAUGCAAGCAAAGAUGGGCUAGUGGCUUCAGGAGCAGUGGGUGGAGAUCUCACAGCGUGGGGUGAGGAUGGGACACCGUUAGGACAUGUGAGGUUCGCAGGUGCUGAUGAUGUGACCAGUGUUGUAUUUUCCCACUCCUGCCCCACCAAGCUCUACGCUGCACAUGGAGAAAGCAUUAGCAUCCUGGAUGUCAGGGCCCUCAAAGAUUCUCUGGAACAUUUUCACAUGAACGAAGAAGAAAUCAAUUGUCUUUCACUGAAUGAAACUGAAAACCUGCUGGCUUCUGGUGACGACUCCGGGGCAAUCAAAAUACUAGACUUGGAAAAUAAGAAAGUUAGCAGAUCCCUGAAGAGACAUUCCAAUAUCUGUUCCUCUGUUGCUUUUCGACCUCAGAGGCCUCAAAGCCUGGUGUCAUGUGGCCUGGAUAUGCAGGUGAUACUGUGGAGUCUGCAGAAGGCCCGGCCGCUCUGGAUCACACAUCUCCAGGAGGAUGAGCCAGAAGAAACGGAAGGCCCACAGUCUCCCGGCCAGCUCCUAAACCCUGCCCUCGCCCACUCCAUCUCCGUGGCGUCGUGUGGCAACAUUUUCAGCUGUGGUGCAGAAGAUGGCAAGGUGCGAAUCUUCAGGGUGACGGGAGUCUCGUGUGAACAAGCACUGGGAUUUAAGGGCCACACUCUGGGGGUGUCUCAGGUCUGCUUUCUGCCAGAAUCCUAUUUGCUGCUCACUGGAGGGAACGAUGAGAAGAUCAUGCUGUGGGACGUGAGCUGCAGAGCUGAAAAAAACCAGAAGAGUCCUGCGAAACAUACCCACGGGAAGAAAACCAAGCAGGGUGGGAACGGUAACGCUGCAGCAGCAGGCGGAGGACAGCGCAGCAGGAUGGCCCCAAAGGUGAGCAUUGAGCACGGAGACAAAGUGAACUGGCUCGUGGGUACAAAAAUAAAGGGGCAGCAACACAUAUUAGUAGCUGAUCAAACCAGUUGUAUAUCUGUAUAUCCUUUAAAUGAGUUUUAAAUUCAAUAAAGACAUUUGAAGAA